Vespa velutina is the source of this 1594-nucleotide messenger RNA. RefSeq names its product mediator of RNA polymerase II transcription subunit 19 (gene MED19). Bases 555 to 1280 code for a protein of 241 amino acids. Gene Ontology annotation, molecular function: transcription factor binding; transcription coregulator activity. The record is from RefSeq and is a predicted model, not a curated record. The transcript has 4 exons. Gene Ontology annotation, cellular component: mediator complex. Lineage: Eukaryota; Metazoa; Arthropoda; Insecta; Hymenoptera; Vespidae. Gene Ontology annotation, biological process: positive regulation of transcription by RNA polymerase II.
UAUAGUUGCAAAGCUUGAGACAUUUUGAAAUAAUAGUUCUCUAUAAUUCCCAUGUAGAUGGCACUUCUGUCGAGUUCGACGUACGCUAGUUAAAGCCCCUUGUUGUGAUAUAUAGAAUUGAGGCGAAAGUAGCAUAGCGGUAGCCGUCUAGUACUGCUAAAGUUCUUCGUAUUGCUUAUCUUUUUUAUAUAUUAUAUUGUUAUUACAUGAUAAAGUAACAACAAUGUUAUUAUUUUCUAAAUAAUCGAACAUAUUGAUAAUAAUAAACGUAUAGCCGAAAGAAUUUAAGAUUUUUUUAGGUAAUCUUCGAAAAAAUGAAGUCGAUAUGUGUCUUUGACUCGCGCCAAGUGCUGACCUAAAAGCAGACCUUGAAUGCUUAUAAUACGAGUGUUAUCUGUCACUAUAUAAAGAGAGAAAGAGAGAGAGAGAGAGAGAGAGAGAGAGAGAGAGAGAGAGAGAGAGAGCCGCCGAGCACAUCGAACUAUAACGAUCGUCUGUGCUCUUCGUUAGAGUUUGCUAAUCGUCGUGAAGGUGCGAUGAAGUAAAGCUGGAGGAUGAUGGGCGAUCAGUUUCGUAGUAAAGUGGAGCAGUACUCGCCAAAAUCAUCACCGAGGGGUGCACGUUCCCCUGUUGUUUCUCGUCAAGACUCGACAGGGACCCUCAAAACGACGAUUUCCCUCGGAAAAAAUCCCUCGAUCGUUCACAGUGGUCCUUUUUAUUUAAUGAAAGAACCACCCGGGGAGAGCGAACUUACUGGAGCAACAAAUUUGAUGGCAUAUUAUGGUUUAGAACAUUCCUACAGUAAAUUUAGCGGUAAAAAGCUUAAGGAACAAUUAUCGUCUUUCCUUCCAAAUUUACCUGGUAAUAUAGAUACACCCGGUCAUCAAGACAACAGUUCAUUGAGGUCUGUGAUAGAGAAACCUCCAAUUGGUGGUAAAGAAUUAUUACCAUUGACUAGUGUGCAAUUAGCUGGCUUUAGAUUACAUCCAGGGCCAUUACCGGAACAAUAUAGGUACGUAAAUCAAGCUCCUCAAAGGAAACAUAAGAACAAACAUAAAAAGCAUAAACAUAAACCUGGUGAAAUACCAACGGGCCAAGAGACGGCUACGACGGAUAUUAGUAGUUCGGAUACGCAUGAAAAGAAACAUAAAAAGCAGAAAAGGCACGACGAAGAAAAAGAAGCAAGGAAGAAACGGAAAAAGGAAAAAAAGCGAAAAAAACAAAAGCAUAGCCCCGAGCAUACCGGUGGACUCACUCCUUCUCAGCAUUCCAAUUCGUGAUCUCUAAUCUGUCAAAUUCAAUUUUUACCUAAUUUUUAAUCGAACAUCAUAGUUGAUACAAAUAAGUUAUCUCUAUUUUCAAAUACACAUACAUACAUAUAUAUAUAUAUAUACAUACACACACACACAUAUAAAUGUGUUUCCUAUUUGUAUAUAAUCACAAUUUUGUGAUCCUAGGGAUUUGAUGAUCAAAUUUAUUAAUACAUAACAUUGAAUUUGUUUUGUACAGUUUGAUUGUGUUGUAAUAAGAUAAGUUUCUUAUAACAAUUUAAAAUGUUAAUUAUAAAAUAAGUUUAAAUUAUUUUUGAACGAUA